ACGAAAAAGUAUCCUUAUCAUAUCGAGUCUUUAUUCUCCUCUAUGAUAUAGGGUAGUAUGCCUACCGUCUUGCAAUUUCCACAAACAUUUCCUUAUAACGGAAACGCUGAAUGACUCAUCUACAUUACGCGUGAUAGGAUUUUAAGCUUUCUGCACAUAAAUCAAGAAAUAUUGCAUGAUUUGGGAUAGAUCUAGUCCAAAGAGUUAGACGUGAAAAUGUUGUCAUUUUACUUUCAACAUUUUAUAUUCUGACAUUUUGCAUUUUUAAUAUCAAAGCCUUUUUUGACGUCUAAACUGCUAAACGGGAAGUAUGAAAGUAGUGUAGCAUAAAUUCGAUUUAACAUGGAAAAUAAAAACUGUAAAAUAUCCAUUGAAAUGAGCUUAUAAAGUGAUAUGAAUUAUGUCAGGUCUUAAGGACUACAUUUGGAAUGGAUAAUGAAAUCAUAUAGGUAACGGUAGUCCAAUUUGACGCAGUCCUAGGAAAUAUUAUGAUAAUUUUUUCAUACUGUAUGGGCAAUAUGGCCCCACUAGUAGUAGGCACUACUGGACUAGCGUAAAACACUUGAAAGACCAAACUAAUGGAAGCAUACAGUGCUUUAGGGUAUAGCGGAUUUUAGGGUAUAGAGGAUAGAUUGAUAAAUAUAUAUUUAGACUUGAAUUAUUGUAUAAAUUUUCAUAUCAUUUUUUUACUGGCAUCCAAACAGACAUUCUGACAUACGUUUUAAAUAUUUGCGUAUGUCCUUGGAAAAUCAAGCUGCAGAAUUAAAUAUCAUCAUGGAUUCAAUAGAAAUAGCUAGGAAAUAUUGAUCUAGGAGCUGCAUAGCAUAACAAAAUGGAUGGAAGUUGGAACACAACUGGCUGGGCUUGGAGUGGGAAAGUAAAUGCUGGCAUAUUACGUAAGGUUGAGUUGAUGUCUUGUGAUGAUUAACUAAGACAACAACCAGCUAAAUGUGCUGUCGCCAGUAAAAUCUACAACACGAUAGUGAACCAAUGGAAAAAAGUAGAGGAAACACAUAUAUAUCUGUAGCUUUAUGAAAUUAUGGCAAGGCCUAGCAACCAAGCUGACAAAGCCAUAACAUCAUGUAGCAAAGCAGCGGCAUGGAAGAGAGUCGUCCAGGCUUUCAAUGCAAGGGCUGACGAACCUAGAGAAAUGACUGCGCUGAAGAAGAAGUGGGAUAACCUUGUCCAAAGCCACAGGUCACAAUAUGCUGACUACUUGCACAGUCAGCAGUUAACAGGAGGAGGGCCAUCCUGUAAAAAGCUGUCCGUGGUAACCGAAGCAGUGAUGGCAGUGAUAGGGAGAAAUGCCUGCAACACCAAGGGAGUUGUUGGGUCAGAUCUGGACACAACACAACUACAAAUUAAUAACUUCAAUGGCAGCAUAUCAUCUGCAGUAGCUAUGGAGGAAGAUGAGCUGUCAAGGCCUUGUGACAGUAGGACUACACAUGUUAGUGUUCCUGAUACAGACGUAGUAAAUACUCUUGAAGAGGAUCACACAUCAUUCAGAAAUUCGGCUUCAGCUCGAGCAAUUCCUAAUCAAUCCUCUUCAGUUCAGGUGGUUUGUUGCAGAUGCAACUGUCAUAGGAAGAUAGAAAUCCUGAAAGAGGAAAAGUUGGGACUACAGAUAAGACUUUUGAAAAAACAGCUGGGAGAAGAAUGAUUUUGGACGCUGCCACUGAAAUAAAGCCAUUACAUAUAUGUAAGAAAUAAUAAGUUCCCAAACGUGGUUUAUCGUAGAAUAACCUGUGUUUUGAGUUAUUAUGCGGAAGAAUAUUUCACGAAGCCCGUAGGCAUGAGUGAUAUAUUGUUUCACAGAAGAACAAAAAACUCUGGUUAUUAUACAAUAAAUCAUACUUGGGAACUUGUUAUUUCGAUUCUAAAACAACAUACUAGUAUCAACAGUGUUAGAAAAAAUGUUAACUACUUUUUACGACAGUUAGAAAAAAUGGUAACUACUUUUUACGACUGUGCUACGCACCUGGAUCAGAUGACUUCAUUGUAUGCAAGUGGUUUAUUGCAAAUUAACCAGAGAUAUUGCAGAAUAACCCGAGAUAGAUUUAAUGAUGCUUGUUCAGAAUGUUAAUCUUGAUGAUCUUUAGGUCUAUAGGUCAGGUGACUGAUACAGGGCCUUCAUGGCCCUCUUGUUUUUUGAAAGCUUUUAUUAUAGACAUCUCUUUGUUACUUUAAAGGAAAAUGACUUGAAAUUGAAAAUAUUCCUUUAUAAUCAUCAUCUGCCUGUGUGGUUACAAGGUCAUUGUAAUUGUGUUUUUGACAGAAUUAUGCCCCUUUUGUACUUAAAGUUUUUUGGCAAUUUUCGCUUGAAACUGAAAAUGUAUCUCUAUCAUCUUCAUCAGCCAGUGUGGUAACAAUCCCCUUAACUUUGAUUUUAAUUAUGUCUCCCACCACACAGUGGUGUGGGAGACAUAUUGAUUUAUUCAAUUCUGUAUGUGUGUCUGUCUGUCACAAAGCUUGUCCGCACUCUUAAGUCGAACAUUUCUCAUCCGAUUUUCACCAAACUUAAACGUAAUGUGUUUGACCAUAAGACCUCGGCCAAGUUCGAUAACUAGCCAAAUUGGUCCAGGCAUAUUGGAGUUAUGGCUCUUGAAUUACCAGAAUCAGCUUUUUUACUCUUGUCCGCACUCUUAAGUCGAACAAAAUGUGUUUGGCCAUAAGACCUUAGCCAAGUUUGAUAACUAGCCAAAUCCACCAAGGCACUUUUGAUUUAUGGCCCUUGAAUUACUGAUUGGAUCCACUGGUCCAGACCAUCUAAUUGGAUCCACUCGUCUAAACCAUCUAGAGAAACUAGACAUUUUUAGCUUGACUAUACGAAGUAUAAGGAGAGCUAUCCUACUCGACCCGGCGUCGGCGUCUUUCCACAUCCCCACCUCGGUUAAAGUUUUUUUACACUUUCUCUUUUUUCAACUUAUCUCUGUAAUUACUUGAUGGAUUUGAUUCAAACUUGAAAUACUUAUUCCUCAUCAUCACCCACAUCAUCUGACAUAAGGGCCAUAACUCUUGCACCAAUAUUUCAUGAAUUAUCCCACCUUUUCACUUAGAUUUUCAGGUUAAAGUUUUGAUGCACUUU
Molecule: messenger RNA, 3085 nt
Organism: Mercenaria mercenaria
Lineage: Eukaryota; Metazoa; Mollusca; Bivalvia; Venerida; Veneridae
Exons: 6
Coding region: 1040-1660 (206 amino acids)
Source: RefSeq, a predicted model, not a curated record